Malassezia vespertilionis is the source of this 3714-nucleotide messenger RNA. RefSeq names its product kinase that interacts with cdc31p (gene KIC1). Gene Ontology annotation, molecular function: quinone binding; protein kinase activity; 4 iron, 4 sulfur cluster binding. The coding region runs from base 1 to 3714 and encodes 1237 amino acids. NCBI's taxonomy places the organism in Eukaryota, Fungi, Basidiomycota, Malasseziomycetes, Malasseziales, Malasseziaceae. The transcript has 2 exons. Gene Ontology annotation, biological process: protein phosphorylation. The record is from RefSeq and is a predicted model, not a curated record.
AUGCCGUUCGAAGGUGCAUUUGGUGCAAGUAGUACUCCGCAAAGAAGCACAGCGCCGGACAUUCGGCGGCAGCGCAGCGCAGGUCGCCACAUUAUUGCGCGUAUUCCACCGCCCUUCUACGAUGAGAAACGCAUGGUGCACACGCCGCAGCCCCCAACGCCAGCGCCAGCGAUGCACCAGGCAGAUUUGCCGUAUCAAGCCACAGAAAAUGCAGGAGGGAUGCACCACUCGACCUCGUCUACGAGCAUCAGCUCCACCACGCCAUCGCAUUACGAAACAGAGAUGCGCGGAUACCGCAGCAGCGGCACUGAGCGGCCAUGGGAAAUGAAUGCGAGUGACUUUGGCUCAUCGCGCAGCAUUCUCGGCAAUGAGUCGUCGAUUUCACUGAACUCUGUACGCAUGCGGAACAGCGAGGAGGAGACGAAAAGCAUGCGGCCGUUUUCCGCAGCAGCGAGUCGCGUUGCCGGGACGUUUUCGCGACUCACGAAGCUGCGCUCGCGCACACGCAAUGAGGCUAAUGUUGGCGCGCAGCUGCGUGCAGAACACGUCGAGCACGCUGUGGAGAUAGCGCCGGUCGCCGCGAUGCCCCCUCGCAUCGAGACAAUGUCUACGUCGAGCUUCGAUAAAGUGAUGCCCGCUUCCCCUGCCGAGUCGCUUGGCCAAACUAACACGCAUCAUCGCGGUCCGAGCGAGCGCUCUACCACGAGCAGCCUUGGAUCGGCGAGCAUGCGCGACAUGAAUGGUGCAGUUCACCGCAUGGCCCGGCCCAGAGAGCGCGGUGAAAAUCAGUCGAUGGAAGCCCAAUUCAAGCGGCUGGAACUAAUCGGUCGUGGCGCAUAUGGUGCGGUGUAUCGAGCGAUGCAUCUACCUUCGAAUACCUUGGUCGCACUGAAAGUGAUCGACUUGGACACGCCCGACGACGACGUGAGCGAAAUCCGCCGCGAAGUCAACCUGCUCAGCCAGAUGCACCACCUACACUCGAAAAAUAUUGUGCAGUAUUGGGGCAGCUGGCUUACGGGCCCGACGCUGUGCAUCGCGAUGGAUUAUGCGGAAGGCGGAAGUGUGCGCACGCUGAUGAAGGCGGGUCCUGUAGAAGAACGGCACAGUGUGGUCAUCAUGCGCGAGGUACUCGUUGCGCUAGACUAUAUCCACCACGCAGGCAUCAUUCAUCGCGAUAUUAAGGCUGCGAAUAUAUUGGUGAUGCGCACCGGCCAAGUCAUGCUCUGUGACUUUGGCGUUGCGGCCUCUUUUGUCCAUGGCGGCACGCGCGGAAAGCGCAAGACGCUGGUAGGCACUCCGUAUUGGAUGGCGCCCGAAGUCAUCCUCGAAGGAAAGACAUACGAUUACAAGGCGGAUAUUUGGAGUCUGGGCAUCACCGCGUACGAAAUUGCAACUGGAUCGCCGCCCCAUGCAGACCAUGAUCAGCAGCAGGUCAUUGCGAUGAUCCCGAAAAACAAACCACCGCGUCUUCCAGACGGCCCGUACUCGUCGAUGAUGCGCGAGUUUGUUGCGUCGUGUUUGGACGAGGAUCCAAAAGAGCGGCUCUCCGCGGCAGAAUUGGCGCGUGGGAAGUGGGUAAGGACGUAUGCCAAAGUGCCCGUUUCGGUGCUGCGCGAGUUACUCGUGCAAUAUUCACGAUGGACCCACGCAGGAGGAACGCGCACAAGCCUGAUCCAGCCGCGAAGCGAUCCGCUCGCAAAAACACUAAACUUGGAGCAGGACCAUACGGAAAGUACGCUGCCUGAAUGGCGUUUCAGUAUGCUCGAGGCGGAUACGACAGAGGGUGCGGCCGCACCGUCGGCGUUUGUGGCAAAUGACCACCCCCUCGCCCGAGUUUUUGACGCAGAAGGAGACAAGAAGCCUGAGCAAAAGCGCGGUGCACCGCCAGAAAAAGUUGCGACGCCCCUCGCAACAAGCGCAUCUGCCGCGUCUAUUCACAGCCUUACCACUGCACCGCCGCCUUCCGCCACGCCAAACCGUGCGGAGCGCCCUGCAGCGACGGGGUUCUCAGGGCACGGAACUAUCCCAUUCCGCUUUGGCUUAGGGAGUCGCGUAGAUGCCACGCCGCGCAGUGAGCCUGCGCAUUUUGAGCCGUCCACGCCCAGUCAUGACCUUAACGGCACGAGCAAAACAACGCCCAUGACCUCGCGCAGCCCCUCAUUUGCGACAAGCACGGACCUCAAGGCGGGAAGCAGUACGAGCCUCGCAGCGACACUCUCGAAUGCAUCCGCCACAGAGUCGAACUCGGCCCAAGGAUCGCCGGAUAGCGAGAAUAAUCUCUUGCAUCGCCCGUCCCCGGCUUUGCGGCGAGUCGGCCGCAUGCCCAGUAAUGUAGGCCUUCGCGCGCCACAAACACCGCUGCGACUUGUGUCCUCUUCCUCCUCCUUAAGCUUCGAUCCGCAGAACCGAGUGCGCACAUGGAAUGCCGACGCGCCCAAAUUCCUUGACGAGCCUUUUCCGGGAUUCAGACCGCAAGGCGCGAUUAGUCGCACGCGCAGUCGGAGUGGCAGUACGAGCGAGUUGCGUUCGCGCGUGGGCAGUGCCUACCAAAUGGCGCACUCGCUUUCCAGUCGACACCGGCCGUCACAAGAGCCGGCGGGCGUGCCUGCGCGUAACGACAGGGGCUUGCUAGCGCCAAGUGCGUCGGAUACGUCGCUCGCUCCUACCGCUGCUUCUCUUUUGCCUGGCCAGCCCGCAACGGCACCCGACGCACCCCACCAACGUAAACGGCAUGGCGGCUCUGAUCCGACGAUGAAUACAACUCCCUAUACGCGAUCUCCGCCCUCCAAAGGCGGUGUGCACAUCCGCGAAGCAUCGGAUCCGGUGACUACGUCGCUACACACCCCGGAAAAGCCGCCAGAGGCGCCGCCGGUCUAUGAUCCAGGCAUACAUGACGUAUUUAGCGUGCCAUCCUGGGACCCGUACAUGGGCCUUGAAGGUCCUACGCCGCGCCCGCUGGACUUUGCACGGCUAAUGAAUCGCCACGAGCUCCAUACAGAGCUCUUGCAAACGGUGCACGACCUUGGCACGUGGCUCGACACGCUCUCCAACGGCCUCGCCACCGUGUUGCACCCAGGUCUUCGUGUUGCCGCUCCUUUGAGCCGUGUCGCUGCUGCGCGUGGUUUCCGUGCCACACCGCAGACGCUUGCCGCGGGGCCUGGGUCGGUGCCGGCGCCUAUGGCCACUCCGCCGCGCCAGCUUGCAAAUGCUGGGAGCAACCAGUUGAGUCUUGAGACUCCCAAGAAUACCAUUGAAUAUACACUGUCCACUCUUGACAAGGUGGUAAACUGGGCACGCCAAAGUUCUGCGUGGCCCAUGACGUUUGGUCUUGCAUGCUGUGCCGUAGAGAUGAUGCACGCAUCGGGCCCUCGGUAUGACCAAGAUCGUCUUGGUAUCGUAUUCCGUGCCACCCCGCGUCAGAGUGAUAUUAUGAUUGUUGCAGGGACCUUGACGAAUAAGAUGGCCCCGGCUCUCCGGAAAGUAUACGACCAGAUGCCCGAGCCCCGCUGGGUGAUCUCAAUGGGCUCUUGUGCUAAUGGCGGCGGCUACUACCACUACAGUUACAGUGUUGUUCGUGGCUGUGACCGUAUUGUGCCCGUGGACCUGUACGUCCCGGGUUGCCCCCCUAGUGCCGAGGCACUCUUGUACGGUAUCCUCCAGCUCCAGCGCAAAAUCCGCAGGCAACGCCAGAUGGUACUUUGGUACCGCGAGUAA